This is a messenger RNA of Mercurialis annua (annual mercury), 4084 nucleotides long. RefSeq names its product disease resistance protein RPV1-like. The coding region runs from base 147 to 3953 and encodes 1268 amino acids. The transcript is spliced from 6 exons. Gene Ontology annotation, biological process: signal transduction; defense response. The record is from RefSeq and is a predicted model, not a curated record. Gene Ontology annotation, molecular function: ADP binding. Lineage: Eukaryota; Viridiplantae; Streptophyta; Magnoliopsida; Malpighiales; Euphorbiaceae.
AAAUAACUCUUUAUUCAGAAUUAAUAAAGUGAAAUAGAAAGUCAACUAAGCUCUACAAACAGAUUAAAACUGAGUUCCUCAAAGUCAAACCCAUAAUUCUGUACAUUCUUUCUUUCUGCAUUUCUUUUCAGCUUCUCAAAUUAACAAUGGCGUCUACUUCAUCUGCUAAAACAAGGUAUGAUGUUUUUCUUAGUUUUAGAGGCCCUGAUACCCGUCAUAAUUUCACCAGCCAUCUUCAUCAGAAACUGGUCGACAAAAAUAUUCAAACUUUCAUAGACAAUAGGCUCGAUAGAGGUGAAAAGAUUGAAUCAUCGCUCAUGAAAGUGAUCGAAGAGUCUGAGCUUUCAGUAAUUGUCUUCUCAGAAGGGUAUGCAGCUUCGCCAUGGUGUUUGGAUGAACUGGUCAAAAUUAUUGAGUGCAGAGAACUGAUGGGUCGGACUGUUCUGCCAAUUUUCUACAAUGUUGAUCCAUCUCAUGUUCAACAACUGAUGGGAACAUUCGGAGAUGGGUUUAAGAAGCUUGAAGCAGAGCAUAGCCAUAGUAUGGAUAAAUGGAGAGACGCCUUGACGGAGGCCGCCACUCUUUCAGGUUGGGAUUCAAACAAUCACAGGCCGGAUUCCAAAUUAGUUGAAGUAGUUGUAAAAGACAUAAUGAAUAAAGUCUCUCCUGCCUCCUAUAGUAUCUGCAGUGAUUUGGUUGGGAUUGACUCGCAUAUUCGGCAGAUUUUACCAUUACUCUGCAUGGAGUCGAUAGAUGUUCGUGUUCUUGGGAUUUGGGGAAUGGGUGGUAUAGGGAAGACAACCAUUGCUGAAGCUCUUGUUAGUCAAAUAUCUAACCAAUAUGAUGGCUGUUGCUUUCUUAGCAAUGUUAGGGAAGAGUCAUCGAAAAGUGGAUUAAUUCAUCUUAGAAAAUGUUUGUUUUCGAAGAUUUUGGGUGAUGAUAUUUUGAGUAUAGAAAUGUCUCGUGUGCUUCCCACUUUUGUUAUGAAUAGACUUAGAAAAAAGAAGGUCAUUGUUGUUCUUGAUGAUGUAAAUGACUCUGAACAAUUAGAGGUUCUAGCUGGAAAUCGUAAUUGGUUUGGUCCAGGAAGCCGAGUUAUCGUGACAAGUAGAGAUAAACAAGUACUUCAAAAUAUUGCUGACAGUAUAUACGAGGUUAAAGGAUUAGAUGACAUUGAUGCGCAACUACUGUUGAUUAUGAAGGCUUUCAAAGCUGAGCAGCCUCCAAAGGUUUAUACAAAUUUGAUAGAAAGGGCUGUCAAUUACUCUAAAGGUGUUCCGUUAGCUCUUAAAGUGUUGGGCUCCCAUCUAUGCAAAAGGUCACCAAGCGAGUGGGAAUCCUUAUUGGACAAACUGAAACAAUCUCCUGACAAGGAAAUUCAGAAAAUCCAGAAAAUCCUAGAGGUAAGUUAUGAUGAACUAGAAAAUGAGGUGAAGAAUAUAUUUCUGGACAUAGCUUGUUUCUUUAAGGGUUCAAGCAGAUGUUGGGUGGAAAAUAUACUAAAUGGCUGUGGUUUCAGUUCAAGCUGGGGAAUAAUGUGCCUGAUUGAUCAGUGUCUAUUAACUGUUGGAUCCUACAAUACGUUGGAAAUGCACGAUCUAAUACAGGAAAUGGGUCGACAUAUUGCCCAAAGAGAAGGCAGUAGAUUGGUGAAUUCUAAGGUCAUUUGUCAAAUGUUAGCAAAUACAAAGGGGAAGGAAUCAGUACAAGGCAUAUGUUUGGACAUGUCAAAAGUCGACAAGAUUUGCUUGCAUCCAAAAGCCUUCUCACGGAUGCCAAACGUAAGGUUGCUCAAAUUUUAUAGACACCCUUAUGAUAGAGAAAGGGAACAAAAGCCCGUCUUCAUGCUUGAAUCUGGUCAAUCCGAGUAUCUUAAGUAUCUCCCUAGCAUGCUAAGUCUUAUCCACUGGGAAGAAUAUCCUUACAAGUCUUUGCCAUCAAAAAUUUCUGUAGAGAACCUUAUUGAACUUAAUAUGCCAAACAGCAAUAUCACAAACCUUUGGGAUGGAGACAAGUGUCCUCAAAAUUUGAAGAAGUUGGAUCUUUCUAAGUGCAAACAACUAAUGAGACUCCCUAAUCUGUCUUCAGCUACAAGAUUGAAUGAAAUAGACCUUUUUUUAUGUGAAAGUUUGGUUGAGAUUGACUCAUCCAUAAAGCUCCUUUAUAAUCUUACCAAUCUCUGUCUACAUGGGUGCAAGAAGCUGAAGACUCUUCCAGAGAUUCCCCCAAACAUUCAACGGUUUGAUAUAAGCCAGACUGGAGUGGAAGAAUGGUCCCCCUUAAUUCAAUAUCUUAACGAACUUGAGUACUUCGAUAUGUAUGAUUGCACAAACAUUACAAGUCUUCCAAUCAAGCUCUAUUUGAGUUGCAUUUCUGAUGAAGAUCCCUCACGACUUGAUCUUAGUGGCUGCCAAAAUCUUCAUAAGCUUCCAGAGAUAGAAGGAAACAUAGAAAAAUUGGAUUUAAGUAAGACUGCAAUAGGAGAAUUGCCAUCUUCAAUUGGAUAUAUCUCACCAUCACUUGUUUCUUUGAUCAUGGUAGACUGUAAAAGUCUCGAGACUCUCCCAGAUAGCAUUUUGGAAUACCUUUACUUGCUUAAACUCAGAGGCUGCUCAAAUUUUUCCAAAUUGCCUCCGCUAUAUGGUUUGUGCUGUUUAAGAAAGCUUGAUCUUAGUGGCUGCUCAAAACUUGACGAAUUGCCUCCGCUAUAUGGUUUGUGCUCUUUAGAAAAGCUUGAUCUUAGUGGCUGCUCAAAACUUGAGGCAUUGCCGCCUCUACAAGGUUUGGAUUCUUUAGGGAAGCUAAGGCUCGAUGGGACUUCACUAGUAGAGAUCCCGAGUGACAUUGUCUCUUUAUUAUCAUUAAAGAUAUUGAGUCUAGAGAACUGCAAGAGACUACAGAGUUUGCCUAAGCUUCCACAGCAGCUAAGACAACUCCAAGUUGAAAAUUGUACAUCUUUGGGAACUGUAGAAUCAUCUUAUCAUACUGUGUCCACAGUUUUAACUUAUUAUCACCGGUUCAAUUAUUGUAAUUGCCUGAGCUUGGACGACAAUGCUCUUUCCAAUAUUCUAGCAGAUGCAUGGCUGCUUUUGAAAAAAUUAGCCAUUGCUUUUACAAAUGCUAAGAAGCACUUCGGGGUUUCUUAUGAAGCUUGUAUACCGGGAAGUGAAAUACCAGAGUGGUACAGCUAUCAAAGCCAAGGAUCUUUAAUAGCAACAGUGUUCCCUCUUUUUAGCUUUACCUCUAUGUUCCUUGGUUUUGCUUUUUCUUUUGUUCUUGAGGAACAAUUGAACUCUGUCUCUUCCAACUGGCUGUCUUUUAGAUGCCAUUGCCUCUUCGAAAAUGCUAAUGGUGAAGAACAUUCGUACUUCAGUAAAUGCAAGGAUCAUGUUUAUGCUGUGCCUGAAUCAGAACAUGUGUUCCUUUGGUAUGACAUAAAUUGUGAUUCUGGUAAAAACAAAUGGCUCAUAGAAAAUGGUUUCAGUGUCAUCGAAGCUUCAUUUGAGUUCCGUGUUUUUAGUGGAACGGGAAUCGACAGGAGAGAAUUAAAGGUGAAAAAGUGUGGGUUGCACCUAAUAUAUGAUGAUUAUGUGCAGAAAGAAUGGAAUAGUAGCAGAAUAACCAACAAAAAAAGAUGGAUUAUAAGCGAUGAAGAGGACCCACUCCCUAAAAGAAUGAAAGGAAAGAAUGCUGCUAUACUCUCUUCAACCUCCUCGCAUAAUUCAGAACAUGAUAUGAAGGCAAAUGAAGAUGAAAAUGAAUUCGACUCAAUGGAUGAUGAAGACGAAGAAGAUGCAAAUGAGCUAGAUUUGGAAUCGGAAGAGAGCUAUGAAGAUGAGGAUGAAGUAGACGAAUGGAAUAAUGAACUUCAGUCAGAUGAGCUAGAAUUUGAUUCUGAAUUCGAAGAUGAAGACGAAGAGGAGUGCGACGAAGAAGAAGGAGAUAGUGAUUAGUGUUUAGAAAUGUAUACAUUAAUAUGUGCAUCAGUAUAUGUGUGCUACAAAUAGUAUUUUACUGUGGUAUCUCAUAUUUUUUAAAGUUAAUUUAUUAUUUAAUCUAAUAAGUUUGGGGUUUGACACCUCGC